UUUGUGUUCGACUCAAACACCAGCUAUUCCUCCUCGUAGCCCUACCGACCCUAAACCCUCUCGACCAUGACAGCUUCUCAAAUCCCUUGGCAACGCCCGCAAUAGAACAGGAAAACAAUGGCCGGCCUUCUCCUCCGCGGCCUUCGGUCCGCGGGGCGGUGCGCCUUUUCCCACCAUCUCACUCAUUCACUGGCGGCGCUUCCUUACCAUCACUGGCACUUUCCUUCCCCUUCGCCCCUUCGUCACCUAUCUACCGCCUCUGCUUCAUCGGCGUUUGCCCCCGAAGCUUCCGCCACCGGUAGUUUACUUGAUCCUAGCCGUCUGAGGAACGUCGCUGUUAUAGCACACGUUGACCAUGGCAAGACGACACUGAUGGACCGAUUACUCCGUCAGUGCGGCGCCGAUAUACCCCACGAGCGUGCCAUGGACUCUAAUAGUCUCGAGCGAGAGCGGGGCAUCACUAUCGCUUCAAAGGUUACUUCGAUCACAUGGAAUGACAUUGAACUCAAUAUGGUUGAUACUCCUGGCCAUGCUGACUUUGGCGGGGAAGUUGAACGAGUUGUUGGGAUGGUUGAAGGAGCCGUGUUAGUUGUUGAUGCUGGGGAGGGCCCACUUGCACAAACAAAAUUUGUUCUUGCAAAAGCUUUAAAGUAUGGGCUACGCCCUAUUCUCCUUUUGAACAAAGUUGACAGACCCUCAGUUUCUGAGGAGACUUGCAUCGAGGUUGAGAGCUUGGUUUUUGAUCUUUUUGCAAACCUUGGUGCUACAGAAGAACAACUGGAUUUUCCCGUACUUUAUGCUUCAGCCAAAGAGGGAUGGGCUUCUUUGACAUAUACUAAAACCCCUGCUGAUGAUAAUAGAAAUAUGUCAGCUUUGCUGAAUUCCAUUAUACAGCAUGUCCCUUCUCCCUCUGCAAAUUUGGAUGCUCCUUUCCAAAUGUUGGUCUCUAUGAUGGAGCGUGAUUUUUAUCUUGGCAGAAUUUUAACUGGACGUGUAUCAUCAGGGGUAAUACGAGUGGGAGAUAGGAUACAUGGGCUCCGAAGCACAAAUGGAGUUGAGAAAAUUGAAGAAGGCAAGGUAACUAAAAUUAUGAAAAAGAAGGGCACAAAUGUUGUAAAUAUUGACAGUGCCUGGGCUGGUGAUAUAAUUUCAAUUGCCGGUCUUGCAAGUCCGUCAAUUGGUCACACAGUGGCGAGCACCGAGGUGAUGACUGCAUUGCCAACUGUUGAGUUAGAUCCGCCAACGAUUUCAAUGACAUUCGGUGUUAAUGAUUCUCCAUUAGCUGGCCAUGAUGGGACUCAUUUGACUGGAGGAAAAAUAGGUGACCGCCUGUUGGCUGAAGCUGAAACAAAUCUUGCUAUAAAUGUUAUUCCAGGUGCAUCUGAAUCCUUUGAAGUUCAAGGGAGAGGAGAGCUACAAUUAGGUAUUUUAAUUGAAAACAUGAGGCGUGAAGGAUUUGAGCUGUCUGUGUCGCCACCAAGGGUCAUGUAUAAAACUGAGAAUGGUGAAAAGCUUGAGCCUAUAGAGGAAGUGACGAUUGAGGUGAAUGAAGAGCAUGUUGGCCUUGUCAUGGAAGCCCUUUCACAUAGGAGAGGUGAGGUGGCUGACAUGGGUCCUGUACCAGGGAAUGUCGGUAGGACCAGAAUGUCACUUACAUGCCCAUCUAGGGGCUUGGUUGGAUAUAGAAGUGUAUUCAGCACCGAUACACGUGGAAGUGGAUUUAUGCAUCGUGCUUUUUUAACUUAUUCUAAGUACAAGGGGCCACUUGGAAAUGUAAGGAAAGGUGUAUUGGUAUCGGUUGGUCGCGGAAUUAUUACUGCGCACGCCCUCACAAGUUUGGAAGCUCGUGGCAUUCUUUUCGUGUCUCCUGGAAUGGAGACAUAUGAUGGGAUGAUAGUUGGUGAGCAUUCACGAGAUGCUGAUCUAGACGUAAAUCCUGUAAGAACAAAAGAACUUACAAACAUUAGAGCUCCGGGAAAAGAUGAAAAUGUUCGAUUAUCGCCGCCUCGCUUGAUGACUCUGGAGGAAGCCAUUGGAUAUGUUGCCUCCGAUGAGCUCAUUGAGGUUACCCCUAAGGUUAUAAGAUUAAGAAAAAGAUACCUUGAUGCCAACAAGAGGAAGAUGAUGAGAAAUAAGCCUACAUAUUGAAAUGAGUCAUCAUGGUAACAAAAGCUUUUAAUUUCCUCCCCCACACUAAAUCUUAUUUAUUUAUUAUUCAUGUGUUGCUCAAAAAAGUUUUGGCAUGUAACAUGUUAUUAAUAUUUAUUUGUAUACUAUAUUUACCACAAAAGAUAGUUAAGAAAAAUAAA
Molecule: messenger RNA, 2309 nt
Organism: Phalaenopsis equestris
Lineage: Eukaryota; Viridiplantae; Streptophyta; Magnoliopsida; Asparagales; Orchidaceae
Product: GTP-binding protein TypA/BipA homolog
Exons: 19
Coding region: 118-2148 (676 amino acids)
Cellular component (GO): ribonucleoprotein complex; cytosol
Molecular function (GO): GTPase activity; GTP binding
Source: RefSeq, a predicted model, not a curated record